AUGGCGGCGUGGAGCAGGGGAAGGCUUUUCCUGGUCGCCUGCACACGGCACACCGUCGGGUCUCGGAGGCCAUGGUCCUUCAACGCGAAGGCGAGGAGCCAUCCGCCCUCCUCCAUAAGGGGCUUCAAGAAGCGCUGCACCUUGCUGGCGUUCCCCAUGCUCGCGGCGAAGAACAGCUCCUCCACGAUCCACGGCAGCACCAUCUUGCUGAGGAAGCGUCGCGCACUCCAGGCGAAGAGCAGCUGCAGCAGCGGCAUGAGCACAGCCGAGGCAAGGACCAACUGGCUUCCGCCCUCGAAGAUCAUGAAGACGACGGCGGCGGCGCCUUGGGGCAGGCUCUCGAAGAGGAGGGAGCGCUGCUUCUCCUUGGUUGUCUGUUUGUACAAGAGCUGGACGGCCUUUUCCGGGUACUCGGGGAAAGCGAGGAGGCCCGCAGUUGCCGCCUCGUGCUCAACCGAGGCAAAUGUGACGCUAAGGUAG
Messenger RNA from Prorocentrum cordatum, 480 nucleotides. NCBI's taxonomy places the organism in Eukaryota, Dinophyceae, Prorocentrales, Prorocentraceae. The record is from the annotation of a GenBank genome assembly.